AUGUAUUUUUAUUUUUUAGAUAAAUAUAAUUUAAAAAUUUUGGAACAAAAAUUAUUAAUAUUAUUUAAAUAUAAUAUAAGUUCUAAAAUAUUACAUGAAUUAUUAUAUUUAGGAUUUGAAUAUUGUUUUAUAUAUAAUUAUUCUUUAAAUAUUAAAGAUUUUUCAAAUUUUAUAUAUUUAUUAAUAUUAUAUAAAAAUAAAAUUAAUUAUAUAUAUAAUAAUAAAUAUUAUGAAAUUAAUUAUAAUUAUUUAAAUAUAUUUUUUAAUAAUUAUUAUUAUUUAAAAAUUAUUAAUAAAAUGCAAAACAUAUUAAAUAAUAAUUUAUAUAAAAAAAUUAAUCCUAUAUAUUCUAAUUUAUAUUUAUUUUUUAAUAAUAAAAUAAAAAUAAAAUAUUCUCAAUUACAACAAUUAAUUGGUUAUAAAGGAUAUAUUUCAAAUAUAAAAGGAAUUAUUUAUGAAAAACCAGUUAUUAAUAAUUUUAUAAAUGAAUUAAAUAUAUAUGAAUAUAUAUUAUCUUGUUACGGAUCUAAAAAAGGAAUAAUUGAUACUGCUUUAAAAACUGCAGAUUCAGGGUAUUUAACUAAGCGUUUAGUUAAUAUAACUAAUAAUUUUAUAAUAAAAGAAUUAAAUUGUAAAUCUCCUUUUUUAUUUAAAUAUUCAUGUAAUUUAGAUAUAUAUGGUAAUAUAAUUUUACCUAUUAAUAUAUUAAAAUUUAAAAUUUUAAAAAAUAAUAUUGUAAAUAUAAAUACUGGAAAUUUUAUUAAUAUAAAAAAUAUUUAUAUAACUAAAUAUAUAUUAAAUAAAUUAUUAAAUUUAUCAUAUAAUAUUUAUAUUAAUUUAUAUAUAAAAUCAAUAUAUUUAUGUUCAAUAUUUAAUAAUAUUUGUAAUAAUUGUUUAAAUUAUAAACAAUUAUAUAAAUAUAAUUUAGGUCAACAUAUAGGAGUUAUAUCUAGUGAAGCAAUAAGUGAACCUAGUACUCAAAUGGUAUUAAGAACGUUUCAUGUAAGUUCUAUUUUAAAUAAGAAUUUAAAUUAUACUAUUUUAAAUGAAUAUUUUAUUUAUAAAUUAUAUUUUUAUAAGUUUAAUAUAAAAAAAAUAUUUAAAUUAGUAUAUAAUUUUAAAAAUUUUAAUAACAGUAGAAAUAAUUUAAUAUUUUUAAUUAACAAAUUAUUAAUUAAUAAUAAUUUUAAAAAAUUUUAUAAUAUAAAGUAUAUAUUAUUAAAUCAAUUUAUUAAAUUAAAUUUUAUUAAAAAUUCUAUUUCUAAAGAUUUUAAAUUUAAUUUAAAUAAUAUUAUAGUAAAAAAUUUUAAUAAUAUAUUUAAAUAUUAUAAUAAUAAUAUAAUUCAAUUAUUAAUUAAAAAUUUAUAUAAUAAAUGGGUAAUAUAUAAUAUAUAUACAUAUUAUUUUUAUUAUAAUUAUAUUAAAUUAUAUCAUAUUUUUAAAAAGGGAAUUAUUUAUAAUGUAAAUAAAAAUAAAAAAUAUAAUAUAAUAUUUUUUUUAAAAGGUAAUAUUAAUUUUUUUUCAUAUUAUUAUUUUAUAUAUAAUAAUAUUUUUUAUUCAAAUUUUUUAUAUAGUAGUUAA
Molecule: messenger RNA, 1581 nt
Organism: Plasmodium gallinaceum
Lineage: Eukaryota; Apicomplexa; Aconoidasida; Haemosporida; Plasmodiidae
Source: the annotation of a RefSeq genome assembly